UCUAUUAUUUUUGGUUGACUUUGGCUCAAGAAAUCAUAGCAGCCAUGCUGAACUUUGUACUGCACAGUAGUCUACAAGGCUUCUCCCUUCCCUUCCCUCCGUUCACCUUCUGUGGGGAACCCUUUUCCUUCCUAGGGCCAUUGGGAUAUUUAUAACAUCACUUGGGGGCCAUAUAAAAUUAUCAACUUAAAAAUUAGUCUGGGGGACUCACGUCACGGCUGCCAAGAUGUGAAGCCCUCAUGGAGGCCCUCGUCCCAACCCACUCGUGCACGGCAACCACCAUGGAGAAGACGGAGCUGAUCCAGGUCAAACUGGCCGAGCAGCCCGAGCGCUACAAUGACAUGGCCAUCUGCAUGAAGGCCAUGACGGAGCAGGACACCGAGCUGGCCAAUGAGGAGCGCAGUCUGCGCUCGGUGGCCUACAAGAACAUGGUCGGGGGCCACCAGUCUGCCGGGAGGGUCAUCUCGAGCAUCCAGCAAAAGACCCACACCUCCGACAAGAAGCUGCAGCUCAGCAAGGACUACCUGGAGAAGGUGGAGUUGGAGUUGUGGUCCAUCUGCACCUCGGUGCUGGAGUUGUUGGAUAAGUAUUUAAUAGCCAAUGUAACUAAUCCAGAGAGUAAGGUCUCCUAUCUGAAAAUGAAGGGAGAUUACUUCGGGUACCGUGAAGUUGCAUGUGGUGGUGAUCAAAAACAAACGAUAGAUAAUUCCCACGGAGCUUACUCAGAGGCAUUUUUUAUAAGCAAGAAAGAGAUGCAACCCACACACCCAACCUGCCUGGGGCUGGCUCUGAACAUUUCUGUAUUUUACUAUGGGAUCCUUAAUAACCCAGAGCUCGCCUGCACACUGGCUAAAACGGCUUUUGAUGAGGCCAUUGCAGAACUCGACACACUUAACGUAGACUCCUACAAAGAAAGCACCCUCAUGCAGUUGCUUAGAGACAAUUUAACAUUAUGGACAUCAGACAGAGCAGCAGAGGGGCGGAAAACUAAAUGGACACAAGGCGUCAUCCUCCUUCCCUUCAAAAAACCUUUUUACACAUCUCCAUUCCUUCAGCCACUUGGAUUUCCUAUAUCAGAGAAGCCCGUUCAUGUGUAUGAAAGCAGCUGUUUAUAGUUCUUUCACACUGCAACUUUAGGAAAACUCCAUUCCUUGGUCUGUGUCUGUCUUGGUC
Lepus europaeus (European hare) is the source of this 1173-nucleotide messenger RNA. Its product is annotated as 14-3-3 protein theta-like. The record is from RefSeq and is a predicted model, not a curated record. Gene Ontology annotation, biological process: signal transduction. Gene Ontology annotation, cellular component: cytoplasm. NCBI's taxonomy places the organism in Eukaryota, Metazoa, Chordata, Mammalia, Lagomorpha, Leporidae.